Messenger RNA from Fulvia fulva, 834 nucleotides. RefSeq lists its product as uncharacterized. The record is from RefSeq and is a predicted model, not a curated record. NCBI's taxonomy places the organism in Eukaryota, Fungi, Ascomycota, Dothideomycetes, Mycosphaerellales, Mycosphaerellaceae. The coding region runs from base 1 to 834 and encodes 277 amino acids. The transcript has 2 exons.
AUGGCUGCUGCCGACUACUACAAUCCUGGUGGCCAGCAGUCCUCAGGCCCACCACCGGGCCCCUCCUUCCCUCAGCCAAGCAGCAACAACACCCACCUCAACCCGAACCCACCAUAUCCCAUGAGCGAUGCGCCUCCCCCGUACACAGCAUACGCAGAGCCGCCCAGACCACAUUCACAGCCUCCGCCACAGCAUAGACCACCGCCGAACGACCAGUAUUGGCAUCCUCCACCACCACCCAACGGACCACCACCAACUAAUGGAGGAUAUGCGCCGGAGAAGAGCAGCAGGCCUACACCUCAGUUCAAAGCCUCGGAUUUCACAGGGUCUGGUUCAUAUGCGCCUCAAAGCAGCCAACAACAACCGCAGUAUCAGCAGCCGCACGGCUACUUUCCCUUAGCUGGCUCUCCAGCAAUGCAGCAAGUGUUUGGGAACGGGAAUGCAGAUGCAAGCGGGCGAAGACCAUCGACUACACCCAGAUACAGACCCUCGGCUUCGCCAUAUCGCGAUGAUUACUACCGUGGCAGCUCAAGAUCGCGAAGUCGCAGUCGUAGCCGGAGCCGGCACAGAAGGCAUCACCAUGACAAAUCGUCGACACAGCGCAAGAAAUCAUCUGGCGUAAACACAUUCUUGGGCGCUGGCGGAGGCGCUAUACUGGGUGAUGCAAUCUUCCCCGGGCUUGGUACACUGGGCGGUGCGAUCCUCGGGGGACUCGGCGGGCACGAGUACAGCAAGAAGAAAAAGUCGCAUAGCAAUCCGCCCAACAAGAUGCGAGACAGGUCGUACAGCAACGACGGCGAAUACUACGAAGAUCGAAGAGGGCGGAAAUAUUGA